This is a messenger RNA of Rhizophagus irregularis DAOM 181602=DAOM 197198, 1822 nucleotides long. RefSeq lists its product as uncharacterized. Gene Ontology annotation, biological process: signal transduction; protein phosphorylation. Gene Ontology annotation, molecular function: ATP binding; protein kinase activity. Gene Ontology annotation, cellular component: cytoplasm. Lineage: Eukaryota; Fungi; Glomeromycota; Glomeromycetes; Glomerales; Glomeraceae. The record is from RefSeq and is a predicted model, not a curated record.
ACGUUUCGCAAAUUUGAAGCAAAAUACUAACAAAACAUAAAUUUAAAAAUGAAUUUUAUUAAUGAAAUAGUAACUGAAUUUAAUGAAUUAAAUAUUUCUGAUAAAAAUCCAAAUUCAUCAAAAAUUAAUCAUGAAAAUUGUUAUAAUCCACCCAGAAAAUGUUGGUGUAAAGAAUGUGUUCCUCGUUGCAUAAUUGAAGGAUGGACCAGUGGAAAUGAUGAUAUUGAUAAUCUUAUCAAGGAUUCGAUUUAUAGUGUACGUUUGAAAUAUAUUGGUGAUGAAUAUGUCCCAUCAUUUCUCGAAUGGGUUCCAUUUGAUAGAUUUGAAGAUAUGAAACAAAUAGGUGAAGGUGGAUUUGCAAAAGUGUAUUCUGCAACUUGGAUUGAUGGUAUAGCAAAAUACAUUAAAGAUGAUGGAAAUUGGAUAAAAAAAGAACCUGAAUCCAUGAAAGUUGCCUUGAAAAGGCUAAAUGGAUCGCAGAAUAUGUCAGCUGAUUUUUUAAAUGAGCUUAAAACACAUUGGAAAUUAAAUUGCUUACAAGAAGAUUCUUUAAAAUUUUAUGGAAUAACUAAAGAUCCAGAAACUGAAGAAAUUAUGAUGGUUAUGCAAUAUGCAGAUGAUGGAAAUUUGAGAAAUGUUCUUUCAAGCAAUUUUAACAAAAUUUUAUGGAAUAAAAAAGUGACCUAUUUAUACUUAACAGCAAGGGACCUUAGUAAUUUACAUGAAUUAGGAUAUUUUCAUAAAGAUUUUCAUAGUGGAAAUAUAUUAAAUACUAGUAAUGGUUCUUAUAUUUCAGAUUUUGGAUUAUCUAGACCAUCAAAUGAACAGAAAUCAUCAGAUAGUAAUAAAAUAGUUGGUGUUUUGCCAUAUAUUGCUCCAGAAGUUUUAAAUGGAGAACCAUAUACAUUAUCUUCAGAUAUUUAUAGUUUUGGUGUAGUUAUGGCUGAAUUAUCAUCUGGAAAACCUCCUUUUUAUAAAAGAAAUCAUGAUAAUAGCUUAGCAUUAGAAAUAUGUAAUGGACUCAGACCAGAAUUUGGAAAAGGAACUCCUGAAAUUUAUAAGAAAUUAGCUUAUAGAUGUAUGAAUGCUAAUCCAAAUCAAAGGCCGACAGCCAAUGAAUUAUUUAACAUAUUAGAUUGUUGGGAUAAUUAUCUUAGGGAUUUAGAUGAAGAUGAAAAAUAUGGAUAUAAAAAAGAAGAAGUUAAAGCUGUAUUUGAAGAAGCUGAUAAAGAAAUACCAAAUAUUUCAACCUCAUAUGAAAAGAAACCUGAUGCUAUUUAUACUAGUAGAGCAUUUACACUCAGUAAUGUGUCAAAACCCAUUAAUUCAUCUUUUAUUGCUACUACAUAUCUUAAUGAAGAAGAUAAUGAAGGUUGUCAAGAUUCUCAAUUAAUUAACUUAGAGGUUCCUUGCACAUCAAAGUCAGAAGAUGAUGAUAAUGAUGACUAAAUAUAUUUUAUGGUUUAAAUUACGUUUUUAUCAUUUGGUUUUACAUAAACAACUUUUUAAUGAAUUAUACGUUCAAAUUUUUAAUAGAAACAAUGGAAUAAUAGCGAUUAUUGGAAUAAGCUACAUAAUUUUUUGAUUUUCAGAAGUGAAGGGGGAACUAUACUUUUGCGAUUGAUAUAUUAACGUUAUGUUAAAUUAUAAAAUAUAUAAAUUAGAAGUAUGAUUAUAAAUAUUAUAACAUGGUAAUUUUUGUUAUUAACGUUGUCUUUUGUUUUCGUGAAUGGUGUUUGAUUUAUAACUUUUUAAAAAAAUAUUAUGUUAAAUUUUAAAAUGAACUUUUUUUAUAACUUGCCAUAUUAAUUGAGUUUUUAUG